Messenger RNA from Nomia melanderi (Alkali bee), 1772 nucleotides. Its product is annotated as dihydrolipoyllysine-residue succinyltransferase component of 2-oxoglutarate dehydrogenase complex, mitochondrial. NCBI's taxonomy places the organism in Eukaryota, Metazoa, Arthropoda, Insecta, Hymenoptera, Halictidae. Gene Ontology annotation, biological process: tricarboxylic acid cycle. Gene Ontology annotation, molecular function: dihydrolipoyllysine-residue succinyltransferase activity. Gene Ontology annotation, cellular component: oxoglutarate dehydrogenase complex; mitochondrion. The record is from RefSeq and is a predicted model, not a curated record.
UUUGUUCUGCAGUGUAGCCGUAGCCCCCACUGUUCGUACGGCCCUACACUGCUUCCUCGCCGUCACGAAAGUCGUGAACGAACACCUGAGUAUAAUCUUCUGUUUGAGGAUGGCCGCGAUGCUGUCUAACUGUUCGCGGCUUAUGCCUCGUGCAAUAACCCGAAUUAGUAUAACACGCACGAAGGUUGUGAGAUCGUUUAGUAGUCAAGGGCGCAUACUAUUUAUCCACACCGAACAUGUGAUCAACAAGAAUUCUGAAUUGUGUACAAAAUAUAAGAAAUUUAAUUAUUGGGUAGACCAGGCAAGACAUAUUCAUUCAACACCUUCGUUAUGGGAAAUAAAGGAAGUUGUAGUCCCGGCAUUUGCGGAAAGUGUAAGCGAAGGAGAUGUAAGAUGGGAAAAGAAAGUUGGUGACCAAGUUAAAGAAGAUGAUGUCCUGUGUGAAAUUGAAACAGAUAAGACUUCAGUUCCUGUACCGUCACCUGGUGGGGGUGUAAUCAAAGAAAUUUUUGCUAAAGAUGGUCAAACUGUAAAGCCAGGACAGAAAUUAUGUACCAUUGACAUUGGUGCUACUGGUGGAGCUGCACCAGCAGCGUCGAAACCUGCUGCAGAAGCACCUUCUGCACCUCCUCCUCCUCCUCCCACAGCAGCUCCUCCACCUCCUCCCACAGCAGCUCCUCCACCACCACCACCUCCACCACCACCACCACCACCACCAUCAGCAGCUGUACCACCUCCAGCUGCUAAACCUCCUCCUCCACAAGCACCUACAGCCUCAAUGCCAGUUGCUGCCAUUAAACAUGCACAGUCUCUAGAAGGCGCUAAAGUUCAAUUACCUCCUGCUGAUUAUACACGCGAAAUAAUUGGUACUAGGACAGAGCAGCGUGUGAAAAUGAAUAGAAUGCGACUACGUAUUGCAGAACGAUUAAAGGAGGCUCAAAAUACGAACGCUAUGUUGACGACAUUUAAUGAAAUUGAUAUGAGUAACAUUAUAGAAUUCCGUAAAACGAAGCAAGAAGGUUUUACGAAAAAAUAUGGUUUAAAGCUUGGAUUUAUGAGUCCAUUUAUUGCAGCAAGUGCCUAUGCUUUAAAAGAUCAACCGGUGGUAAACGCUGUAAUAGACGGCACCGAUAUUGUUUAUAGAGAUUACGUUGAUAUUAGUGUCGCAGUUGCAACGCCGAAGGGUCUCGUGGUACCAGUACUUCGUAGUGUAGAAAACAAGAACUUCGCUGAGAUUGAAAUUGCUCUAGCCGCGUUGGGCGAUAAGGCAAGGAAAGGCAAAAUAUCAGUGGAAGACAUGGACGGCGGAACCUUUACAAUAAGUAAUGGUGGUGUCUUUGGUUCCCUCAUGGGAACACCUAUUAUUAAUCCACCACAAAGUGCAAUUCUUGGAAUGCAUGGAGUAUUUGAUAGACCUGUUGCAAUAAAAGGCGAGGUAAAAAUUCGUCCAAUGAUGUACGUAGCUUUAACAUACGAUCACCGAUUAAUUGAUGGACGCGAAGCUGUAUUGUUCUUAAGAAAGAUCAAGGAUGCUGUAGAAGAUCCCAGAAUUAUUUUAGCUGGCCUUUAAAUACUGCUUUUGUUUACAAACUGGAGAUACUCUUGAAUAUAUUUACCGAUCAUUGUGAUAAGCGAAAGUACGGAAAAAUAUCACACGAAUACGAAAUAGCAUCUGAAAUGUUUUUAUUCGAGAACUUUACCAUGUAUCGAAGUAUUAUUUUAAACAAUUGAUAUCUCAGUAUUCAACUUUGAGAUCUCUAUGACACGCGUUA